AGCAGUGGGCUCUUGCGCUCCACCUGGCCUUGCUCCGCCUGCAGUGACCCGGUGGCUCUGCCCCCGCAGUGUUCGAGUUCAUGCCGUACAUGGGUAUCACUCUGGCUACCAUAUUCACCAUGCUGAGGCUUGCCAACGAUGCCAGGAUGCGCCAGGUGAUAUGUAGCGCCAUGGAGACCUUCUGUGAGACUGUGCAGUUCUACCUGAAGCACCUGGAGGACAGCACGUACCCCGUGAUGACCGAGGAGCAGUUUGCCCUGAAGCUGUUCCCCAUGUAUCGCUAUUUCGUGACCGUGUGGCUGAGGCACCACAACCCCGAGGUGAAGAUGGGGGUCAUCAAGUCCCUGAAGCCCAUGCUGAGCCUCCUGCUGCCCAGUGACGAGUUGCGGGAGCAGGUGUACGACUACAUCCCGCUGCUGCUGGCAGAGUACCAGGGCAGCCUGGAGGCCGUCUUCAUCACCCAGGUCUUGAGACAGAUUCUGGAAGUGUCGGUUGUCACCAACACCCCCAUCCCCCAAAUGCAGCUAAACCCCAUUUUCACGGAGCUGCAUGUCCAGGUGUGCACCAAGGCUCCAGCCCAGCAUCAGUACAGCAGCCAGAACCUGAUGGAGAUCGUGCACUGCUUCAUAGCUCUCGCUCGCUCCUACCCCAAGGAGCUGAUGAAGUUCUUCUUCAGCCAGAUGGAGGUGGGUAAGGAGGCCAUCCGCGUGGGGACACUGACCCUGAUCCGGGCCGUGGUGAGUGCCGAUGACCCCAAAAUGAAUAUUAGGACCAUCUACCUGGCCAUUCGGGUGGUCAAGAACACCCUCUCUGAUGCACGGUCCAAGGUGAGGAUGGCUAUUCUCCGCAUCAUUGGCCAGCUGGCUCUGUCAGGGUACCAGGACCGGAUCAAAGGCUGGGGCCUGAAGUACGUGUCUGUGCAGCUGACCCUAUCUACCUACAAGCUGACAAAUCACCGGGAUAGCUUUUAUCAGAGGGACUUGGAAGAGAAGAUGGUCCACAAAGUCACCUUGGACACUGUGAAGAUCAUAACCUCUUCUGUCAGUGGCAUGACCAAUGAGUUCUGGGUGCGGCUCCUGUGCUACAUCAUGGAGACCGACUACACGGAGGCCUUGACCCCCAUCUGCAUCAGCCUCACCAACCUGGCAGAGCGCCAGCUGCACAGCAAGGAUGCGGCAGCCAGCACGACUGGCAAGAGCAAGCAUGUGGACCUGCCCGCACCUCAGAAGCUGCUGGCCCGGCUCCUGGUGCUGAUGUCAUCGCCCUACAAGGGGGAGGGCCGUGGGGUCGCUAUGCUCCACCUCCUGAGGACCCUGAGCCACAGCAUUGUGCCCACCAUGGCCACCGUGUGGGAGCAGGAGAUACCCCUGCUGAUCCAGUAUCUGGAAGAACACACAGAGUUCACCUGGAACCAGAAGGCCUGGGAGGACAAGCUCAUUCAGUUCCUGAGGCUCUCCCUCAAGACGACUCGGGGGACCAGCUGGAGCCUGCGCCUGAGCAAGGAGCUGAGCAACCAGAUUGGGAGCUUCGACAGCCCCUCCUUGGAGAAGGGCUUUCUGUACCGGGCCCUGGGCUUCACCUUGGCCCUGGGGCUGGAGGCCGACAAGGUGGAGCUGCUGCUGCUGGAGCUGCUGUACAAGACCGACUACAGCAACGACUUUGACCGGGAGGGCGUGAUUCUGUGCUUUGGCCUGUGUGCCCACGGCCAGGUGAAGACAGUGCUCAACGUGCUCCAAGACUUCGAGGACAGGAUCCAGGAGUCGGAGCAGUCCUGGCAGAUCAGCGCCUGGCGGAAGGACCACCCCUGGAGGCGGGAGACGGUGAAGAGCGCCCUCAUGGUGAUGUACGGCUGCGUGUCCUCCUACUGCCACCCCCAGAUGCUCCUCACCCAUGUGGACACCCCCAUCACUGCCAAGAUCGUUCACCACUACUCCAGCAGCUGCCAGGACAUCAGCCUCAAGCUGGCCUUCAUGAAGAGUAUCAUGCAGGUGACGGGCGCCGUCAUAAACAUCAAGGACCAGCAGGACUUUUACUUUGCCCAGAAGCCAACUCUGACUCGCCUGGUGAUGGCGAUCCUCAAGGUGGAGCCCCCUGACCACCUGGCCUCUCCCGUGCGGACAAUGGCGAUGGACACCCUUUCACACCUGAGCAAACUGAAGCCUUUCUACUCCACAGAAGAAAGUAAUGAGCUGAUGGAUAUCAGUAUACAUUCUGUCAUUUCUCUCCAACCCCCUGGAGAGGACAACGAGUCCCUUAAGACUCUGUACGAGAACACGCUGAGUUCCCUGGAGCGGCUGAUGGAGGGCCUCAUGCAGAGGCAGAUGGAUCCCCGGGGGCUGCAGGAGAUGGUGCAUCUCCUGGAGAAGUGGAUCUUGUCGGAGAAAGAAUGGGAACGUGAGAAGGCUACCAACCUCCAUUUCCACCUCAUGCAGAUCUACAUCCAAAGCAUCGGCGUCUGCAUCCCCCUGAAGCUGGGGCAGUUUGGCACACUGGUUGGACUCAUUGCCCCAUGCACCUGUGAUACCCACCAAAGAACCCGCGUGGCCUCAACUAAUGUGCUGUCCAGCCUGCUAGAUCUUCAUGCAAGCCAGACCUGCUCCUUAUGGGAUGCUUCCAAGGAGAGGGAGCUGGAGAAAUGUAAGGAGGACAUCCAGGGCACAGACGCAGAGAAGAUCUUCUGUGCGUCCUCCAAAAUUGCCAAGGUGGUCUGCAUGGAGUUUAACUGCGACGAGGUGGUCUCGCUCAUCCAGAAACUCUGCGAGAACAUUGGGGCCAUGGACCUGCCGCACGACAAGGCUGCGGUCACCUGGAUAGCCACCUUCCUCCAGAUGCGGGCCAGGGAGCUGGAGGACAAGGUGGCGGAGAUCCUGGGCGCCAUCCUGGUCCACCUGCCCGUGGUAGACCAACUGGAGGUGCGGCGCCUUCUCGUUGAAGGCAUCCUCUUGCUGGCACACUACCACCAGGAGACUGUCCUCACGUCACUCCUGAGGCAGCCCCUGCCCAUGGAGAGCCACCUGACGGAGGUGUGGCUGGCCGUGGCAGAGAAUGUACCUUUUGCGCGGACCAUGCUCCACGGCUUGAUGGGCCGGCUGCAGGCGCGGUUCACCCCCAGGGUAAACGCCACCUCCAAGGCUGACAUCUGGCGCUUGGCCGCAGUGGACCCCCUGAUGACCCUGUGCACCAUCCACCUGCUCCUGGAGAAGCUGGACAGGGAUGACAAGCUGAGAGACCUGUUCCCGGACCUCAUCUAUACCCUCCUGCUGCAGCUCAGCAGCAGCCACAGGCCCGAGGCUGCCUCGCCCGUCCUGAAGACCUGGAGGCUGGUGCACACCGGGGCCCUGCCCCAGGAGAUGAACCUGCAGAGGGUCACCAUCAAGUCCAUGCAGCUUUUGUUCAGGAGAAUCAACCAUGAGCGCUUGCUGCACGCCCUGGGAGAGCAGUCCGUGUGGGCCCUGCUGGAGGACAGCCUGACCUUCCUGGAGGGAGUGGGCCUGCUGGCCAGGCUGUGCGUGCAGAACCUGGAGAGCUACAGGCUGAGGCUGUCGGAGCUGGUGCUCAGGGGCAUGGGCUCCGAAGUCAUGAGCUGCCGCGUCAGCAGCACGGCCGUCUGUGUGGAAUUCAUGAGCGACCCUGUCCUGUACCAGGAGAAGUUGCUGAGGCCGGCGGUGAUGCUGCUGGAGAUAGGCGCGGGGCAGAAGGAGGACGAGGCCCUGCAGGUGCUCUCCCUGCGCGCCCUGGGCAACAUGGCCCUUGGUGCCCCCAGGAAGGUGAAGCAGUAUCGGAAGCUCUUGCUGGAGCAGUGCCUGGGCUCCCUGAGGGGUCCCGUGAGCAGCAUUGUGACUGCUGAGGGUAUGGAGGCCCUGACCAAAAUCCUGGCUGAGCUCCGAGAAGGGGACAUGGGCUCGUCUUUUGAAGCCCUCUCUGAGCUGUGCAGAGUCUUCUUUGACAAUGAGAGCGAGCUGCUGCGGCUGAAGGCCUUCGUCCUGUUCGGGAAGCUGGCGAAGGUGGUGGGGAUUUCCAAGAAGCAUUUCUUCAAAGGCGAAGUGAAGAGCGCCUGGGUGCCCCUCCUGCUGCACUGCCAGGACCCCUGCGCCAGCACGGCCCGCGCCUGCAGGGCUACCAUGUUUCAGUGCAUGCACUUCUGGGGCUGGAAGUCCCUGGAGAGCGCCUCGGGGCAAAGCAGCACCAGGACCGACGAGGACAUGACCGUGUUCCAGACGAACAUGUGCUCCACCCUGUCUCAGAAAAAGCCUGCUGUUCUCUAUGGCUUCUUUCUGGAAACAAUGUCCUAUGUUAAAAAUAACUUGUUAAGGAUCAGAAUUGCCGCCUGCAACUUGGCAGGGAUUAUUGUGAAGCAGUUGUCUGCACAUUACCUGAAAAAGCUGGAUUUCCCGGCCCUGCGGAAUUCGCUCCAGGAGCUCCAGCUGGACUCGGAUCCUGGCGUCAGGAAGGCAGCGCUGCAGACCCUCAAGGUCUUGGACAGUUGUAGCCAGCACUGGCCCUUGGUGUCCCCUGAGGGAACGUGCUAGGGUUCCAGUGAGCUGGAAACGGCCUCCUUAGAGCAUGGAAUCCUUGCACAGCAAUCAGACAGUUUUAAAUUUAGUUUUUAAGAUAAACCCGUGGUAUCAUUUUCUUCUAUGGAAAUAAACCCCCAUUGCCAUUUGGGAUGCAAACUUCUGACUGUAAAACAGGGCAAAGGAAACUUCAGCCCUAAGAGCAGCGUCUUUCCCACUUCCCUGGUGCGUGUCAGACGGCCCCGCCACCCAAAGGGUGGCAGCCUGCCUGUGUCUUCGCCACCAGGGACGGCCCAGCAGCAAGGGAGGCCGGCUCGUGCAGCCUCUGCUCCCGGGGGGCCCAGGCCUGCAUCGGGGGCGGGGAGGUCUGUCCAGCUCUCGGUAGCACAGCUGAGAGGCGGGCUGGGCCAGGGCGGAGCCCCAGCAGCCCUGGGAGGGUAUGACCUUUGUAUCAGGACCCUCACUCGUCCCGUGGCGUGGGCUGUGGAACGGCAGCCCAGCAAGGCUGGAACAGAAUUUGGCUGAGAAACGUGGAGGGGGAGGAGUGGGCAGGGCAAGGAGACUCUGCCUUGGGCUGUGGACAGAACGGUGUAGAGCAGCAAACAGGACUUCCAGAACGUCCUGCUGCCGUGCUGUGGGCAGCACCACAGGACCGGCCCGUGAGCCCGAAGCAGCAGCCCCUCCCUACAGGCUCUCUUGGACAGUGGGACCCAGCUCUUCUGCAGCACCCGUGGCACACAGAGCAGGGCUGCUUUCCACCAAGUGACCAGGCACUGCUGCUCAGGGGGGGCAGAAGUGGACCCCCCAGACCACGGUCAAGCGUAAUUUCCAUACCACAAAAUGCAGGAACAUUAAAGACAAACUGGAGGUGGGAGACGUUUCUCCAACUUAUACCACAUGGGGCUAAUUCACAUGGUUGGAUCUAGAAUAUACCUAGAUCCAACCGAACUGAGGCCGACAGUAGCGUCCUGAGAGGGAUGGUGGAGAGCCAGGGCCCGGGAAGGCACGCUCAACCUCAAGCCACCAAGACAAGGCAAACCGUGCUGCCGAAACUCAGAGCCCCCAGAGUGGCAGUGACCUCAGAGGCUCUCAGCAUCAUGGGCAGUAAUGACUAGGGACAGAGCCCCUCCUACUGCUGGAGAGCAAACUGGAAAGCCCCUGGGGAAGGCAAUUUCAGAAGACAAGGCACAUCCACUCCAAGAGUGUGCCUCAAGCAGGUUUGCAGCUGUGCACGGGGACCACAGGCCAGGUGCUCCCGCUGUAGACAUCCCGCUUGGUGGAGUAAG
Sciurus carolinensis (gray squirrel) is the source of this 5800-nucleotide messenger RNA. It is a transcript of the gene Mroh2a, whose product is annotated as maestro heat like repeat family member 2A. The record is from RefSeq and is a predicted model, not a curated record. The transcript has 37 exons. NCBI's taxonomy places the organism in Eukaryota, Metazoa, Chordata, Mammalia, Rodentia, Sciuridae. Gene Ontology annotation, cellular component: cytoplasm. Bases 81 to 4529 code for a protein of 1482 amino acids.